Musa acuminata AAA Group (dessert banana) is the source of this 1119-nucleotide messenger RNA. Its product is annotated as elicitor-responsive protein 1-like. The record is from RefSeq and is a predicted model, not a curated record. The transcript is spliced from 7 exons. The coding region runs from base 95 to 820 and encodes 241 amino acids. Lineage: Eukaryota; Viridiplantae; Streptophyta; Magnoliopsida; Zingiberales; Musaceae.
UUGUCACGUGGCGAUCACCACUGACAUUAUUUCUGGACUCCUGCAGGAAGCUCACGACCAACUCGCCCUCCUUGCUUUCUCUCCCUCGCUCGUCAUGUCGAUCCAAGGCCAGCUUCUUGAGGUCACAGUGGUUGGAUGCAACAAGUUGAAGGACACCGAGUGGAUAUCGCGGCAGGACCCCUAUGUAAUCCUCGAAUACGCCACCACCAAGUUCCGAACUCGCACCUGCACAGAUGGUGGCAGGAACCCCAGCUUCCAGGAGAAGACGGCCCUGUCUCUUAUAGAAGGUCUUCGCGAGAUCAGCGUCUCGGUCUGGAAUAGUAACACUGUCUCCUACGACGACUUCAUCGGCAGUGGCAGGGUGCAGCUGAGCAAGGUCCUUGCUCAAGGAUACGAUGACUCUUGUUGGUCGAUCCAGUCAAGAUCUGGCAGGUACUCUGGUGAGGUAAAACUUAUCAUGCAUUACGCAAACGCUGGAAAAGCAGAGAAACCUGCCAAGUCUGCCACGCCUUCAAGCUAUGCUCCGACCGCUCCUCCGUACAAUCCAGCACCGCAGUACGCUUCUCCAUACAUGCCCCCAAAAGCAGUAGAUUCUUUCUCUUAUCCUCCGGCAGCCUACCCACCAGCAGGAUACCCGCAGGUGCCCGAUCCUGCCCUGUAUCAGCCGGCAAUAUACCCUCCUCCCCUGCUGCAGCAGCAGUACCCUCCGACAUAUCCACCCACCCAAACAUACCUGCCACCGCAGCCAUACCCUCCGCCACCAGGCCAGCCCUGUUACCCUCCAGCUUAUCCAGGAGUCUAUCCACCACCACCAUACUAAGGUGGCGGCAGCUGCAGCGGGGAAUGACUUGUGAUUCUUGUUUGUGUUUGUUGAAAUGCCUGCUGAGCUAGGAUUGGAAUGGGCACAAUAGAGAAACGCAAUGUCAUAAACAUCUAGGAUUGUACUACUUCCUGAUGACAUGUUUCUAUAUCAGAAAUGUUGUUUCCUGCUACUCUCAACUUUGCCGUCUCUUUAAGCGGGGAAAUGUUCCAUGAUCUCCUACUUGUUGCUGCCAUGGAAUAUCAUUCACAGUUUGUAUGGCCUCUUUGAUGUAUCAGAGUUGUUACGGUUCACAUCUA